Zingiber officinale is the source of this 1036-nucleotide messenger RNA. RefSeq names its product NAC domain-containing protein 22-like. Gene Ontology annotation, biological process: regulation of DNA-templated transcription. NCBI's taxonomy places the organism in Eukaryota, Viridiplantae, Streptophyta, Magnoliopsida, Zingiberales, Zingiberaceae. The transcript has 3 exons. The record is from RefSeq and is a predicted model, not a curated record. The coding region runs from base 85 to 942 and encodes 285 amino acids. Gene Ontology annotation, molecular function: DNA binding.
CAAUGUUGCUUCCCUGCUUCGCUUGGAGAGACGGCAAUAACAACAGAGCUCAAGUGAUCGAUAGCAAGGAGAAAGGCGAAAAGAAUGGAGAGAGGUGAGUGGCGGAUCGAUUUACCGGGUUUCCGAUUUCAUCCCACUGAGGAGGAGCUGUUGGAUUUCUACCUGAGGCAGAUGGUUCAUGGCAGGAAGCUCAAUUUCGACAUCAUCGGCACUCUCAACAUCUACCUUCAUGAGCCAUGGGAACUUCCAGGAAUGGCGAAGAUAGGGGAGAGGGAGUGGUUCUUCUUCGUGCCGAGGGACCGCCGGAGCAGCAACGGCGGCCGGCCCAACCGGACAACGGAGUGCGGGUUUUGGAAGGCAACCGGAUCCGACCGGUCGAUCCGGAGAGCAGCCGAGCCUCGGCGCGUCCUCGGGGUGAAGAAGACGCUAGUGUUCUACCGCGGACGCGCCCCGCGAGGCACCAAGACAGAUUGGGUCAUGAACGAGUACCGGAUGCCGGAGAGUAGCACCGGAUCCGCCGGCGACAUCCCUGUCAAGGGGGACGUGGUGCUGUGCAAGGUCUACAGGAAAGCCACAUCUCUGAAGGAACUGGAGCAGAGAGCCAAAAUGGAGGACGAGAAGGCGUCACCAGCCCAUAUAUCAAUGGCUACCACAGACAACACGUCCAACUACGACCAAGAAAACCAGCUGCGCAGCCCGCUGGUGCCGUUUCAUAAUUUAGAUGCCAAGGAGAUGAAAGAAGAGGCGGCUAAAGAUUCGGAGGCCACUUCACCGUCAUCCUUGUUACUUCCCUUGACAUCAGUCGUCCGCCCGGUGAUGCUGCCAGAGCUCCAGGUUCCGAAGAUGGACCUGGAGUGGAUGCAGGACCCCUUCUUGACGCAGCUGCGGAGUCCAUGGAUGGACCUGUGGUCUCCCAAUUUCGCCAAUAUCCUGAACUACUAGUUCUCCAACCGUCCUGUCGUCCCAAUAAAAUUGUAUCACUAAAUACAACUUCAAAACAUGUACAACUUGAGUUCAAAAUGUUAGAAUUGUAAUA